Messenger RNA from Uranotaenia lowii, 1419 nucleotides. Its product is annotated as facilitated trehalose transporter Tret1-like. Lineage: Eukaryota; Metazoa; Arthropoda; Insecta; Diptera; Culicidae. Gene Ontology annotation, molecular function: transmembrane transporter activity. The transcript has 2 exons. Gene Ontology annotation, biological process: transmembrane transport. The record is from RefSeq and is a predicted model, not a curated record. The coding region runs from base 7 to 1419 and encodes 470 amino acids. Gene Ontology annotation, cellular component: membrane.
UUGAAGAUGGUUGAAUUUCGUCGGAAUGAAGGUUUCUUCAGGUAUCGCUACGAGUACUUAGCCGCAGUGACUGCUACAAUGUCAUUAGUGGCGACAGUUGCGGCAGCCGGCUGGUCAUCGCCGGCAAUUCCGGCUUUGAAGCAGGCAGACUCACCGAUUCCUAUUACUCCAGAUCAGGGAUCAUGGAUUGUGUCGAUUCUUUCGAUCGGAUCUUUGUUCGGUCCGAUCAUCACUGGUUUCACAAUCGAUCGAUGGGGACGCAAAUUAGUCCUUCUCCUUUCAGUGAUUCCUCUAACCAUAGGCUGGAUAAUGAUCGUGUUUGCCUCAAAUAUUCCUAUAGUCUACGCAGCCCGAUUUUUACACGGAAUAUCUUACGGAAUGGCCUACACAAUAACCCCGAUCUAUCUGGGAGAAAUCUCCUCCAACGCGAUCCGUGGCUCAACAGGAGUUUUAGUGACAGUGAUGGCAAAAGUAGCAUUCUUAAUCGAGUACAGUGUAGGACCUUACGUCAGCUUCCAAAGUCUGGCGUUGAUUUCGAUGACCUUCCCAAUCUUCUUCAUAACCGCCUUUUUGUGGAUGCCAGAGACACCGUACUUCUUCCUAGCCAGAGGCAACGACAAGGCGGCACUUAAGAGCCUGCAGUGGCUUAGACAAACGAGCUCCGAUGAACUCUACCUCGAGCUCCAUACAAUGAAAGCUCUAGUCCAAAAAAGUGCUCAAAACUCCUCACCCUGGAAAGAUCUCUUCACAAAAGCCAACCGAAGAAGCCUAGCAAUGAUUUUGCUCCUAUCGUUCGGGAUGCAACUGACCGGUAUCAACGCCAUCCUGGGAUACUCACAAACGAUCUUCGCCAAGCUAGAUAUGGAUCUAAACGCAGCUGAACUCUCGAUCAUCCUGGGUGUAGUUCAACUGAUUGCCGUCUUCAUACCGACGUUCUUCGUUGACAAAUGCGGGCGACGACCGCUCUUGCUUCUGUCCUGCACCGGAUCCCUUUUCGGUCUACUUUGUUGUGCCUGCUUCUUCACUCUAACUGCUUUCCAGUAUUCCGUAGAGCAAUACAGCUGGAUUCCCUUCGUAGGCGCCUUGAUUUUUAUCAUAUUCUUCGCCUUCGGGUUGGCAACGGUUCCAUUUGCCAUCCUCGGGGAAGUUUUCCCCAAGCACAUCAAAGCUUGUGCCAAUGCCCUGUUUGCAAUGAUCAGCUCGGUGGUGGUGUUUACCAUUAUCAAACUGUUCCAGGUUAUAUCCGAUGGAGUCGGAACGUACGUAUCGUUCUGGACCUUUUCGGUUUGUACCGCCAUCACCGGACUGCUGAUAUACGUGUUCAUUCCGGAGACGAAGGGAAAAUCCUUCGAAGAGAUUCAACAGCUGAUAACCGAUAAGCGGAAAAAUACCACCAAACGGGCGCCGCUGUUGUGUUGA